UUCCAUUUGUUAUAAUUUAAUAUUAUACAGUGAAUUUUAUAAUGGUGUAAUAUUUCAGGAUUAUGUUCCCUUUCAAAGACAACAGGAUGGAUUAUAUGGCUGAAAUAAAUCGUUUAUUUCCGAAUACAAAAACAAUUGAAAAUGAUGUUCAACCAACAAAUAUUUUCAACAGUACCUAUUCACAAUCUCCAAUUAAUUCAACAUUCACGAAUCGAUCUUCGAGUUCUGAUUCUACAUCCCCGGAAUCCUAUCCUGAUCUAUUCUCAUCGUUUCAAAGAACUUCAGAACUUUACAAUCUCAGAUCCGAGACUCCCUUACAAAGUAUACAUCCUUUAGGCAUCCGGCCUCAGAGACCAAUUGUAGGUAGAAAAAUCCUAGGUAAUACAGAACAUUCUAGACCUUUACCUAACAGAAACAUUGACAAUGAUUCACUAAUAUCCAAUUCCUGGAUCGAUGAUUUCACUCUACCUAAAUCUACAAUUUUCGAUCAAAAUCAAAUACGCAAUUAUGAAUUGUUUCCAAUUGAAAAAUCCUCACCAACCACUUUUAUGACUCCUACACCAAAUCUCUCACCUAUAACAUCAAUUUCUACCUUUUCGCCUAUACAAUCUAACUUUACAGCUGCUAGCUAUUCACCUAUUAAAUCUAAUAUUUCGACUGCUAAUUUUUCGCCAAUCAAAGCCAACCUUUCCUCUACCUUUUCCCCUAUUGAAAACUUCACUUCGAAUUAUUCACCAUCGAAAUCUAACCUCUCGACCGCUUCGAAUUAUUCAUUUUCACCUAGUAUGUUGGAUUUUGCGCCAUCUUCACCUAUGUUAAUCCCGAAUUACAACCCAAGGCCAAUGCCAGAUUUCACCCCUCCGGGAUAUUCUGUGGCGGGUACAUCAAAGGAUGAAAUAGCUGAAGAGAAGAUGUGCAAAUUCUGCAGAAGAAAUGGGGAGACUCCUUUAGUGUAUAUGACACAUUUUGUGAAAGAGAAAAUUGGGAAAAAGCACAUAGUUACAUGUCCCAUAUUGAGGUUGCAUGUUUGCUCGGCUUGUGGAGCGACUGGAGAUUAUGCACAUACUAUUACAUACUGUCCUUUACUACGAAAAUGCAACAAUGGAAAACGUCUGGAAUCAACAACUAUCACAUUAAAGAAUACAAGAAUAAAGAGCAACGGCAAAAGACGCUACUGAGAGAAUUAAUCUGUAAGUAUUCUACACUAAAGGAUUACACAUGCCAGCUGUCAUGCCAGCUACUGUCCUAAUAUGUUUAAACAUGCCAGUAAAUUGUUCAUGCUUUGUACUCCCCUCUUUCCCCAUUGACCCUUUACCAACAUGGUUGUCCUCUUGCACCCUUGAACUC
Messenger RNA from Papilio polytes (common Mormon), 1347 nucleotides. RefSeq names its product DNA-directed RNA polymerase II subunit RPB1-like. The transcript is spliced from 3 exons. Gene Ontology annotation, cellular component: perinuclear region of cytoplasm. NCBI's taxonomy places the organism in Eukaryota, Metazoa, Arthropoda, Insecta, Lepidoptera, Papilionidae. Gene Ontology annotation, biological process: oogenesis; negative regulation of translation. The record is from RefSeq and is a predicted model, not a curated record. The coding region runs from base 63 to 1178 and encodes 371 amino acids. Gene Ontology annotation, molecular function: zinc ion binding; mRNA binding.